GAGGGCAUCGGAGAGGGCCGGAGGAGAUGGACCAGGAGUACGAGAGACGGCUGCUGAGGCAAAUCAAUCACCAGAACCUGCCGACCGAGGCCCGUCUGUCAAAGUGUGUGAGUGCAACCUGCAGUCCUGUCAGUGUGAAGUCAGGGGACCGCUUCAUUCCCACCCGCGCUGGAAGCAACUGGAGCAUCAACUUCCACUACGCCAAUGAGAACUGUCGUUCCCCAAACCAGAACCAUAAAGCUAAAGAUGCCAGCUCGGACUCAAGCAAAGAUGCUGUAGCCUAUGCAGCUUUGUUGAGGAAUGAGUUACUUGGGGCUGGGAUAGAGAGCGUGCCUGACCCUCACACGGACGACCGACGCCAUGCAGUCCUCUCUCAAGACUCUCAAAGCCUUUUUAGGUACACUGUCCACACUAAGAGAGUGCCUUUCAAUAGCGAUAAUGAAGUUUCACCAUACUCCCUUUCCCCUCUUAGUAACAAAAGUCACAAGCUGCUCCGCUCCCCUCGAAAACCUGCCCGCAAGAUCUCAAAGAUCCCCUUCAAAGUGCUGGAUGCUCCAGAGCUGCAGGAUGAUUUCUACCUCAACCUGGUAGACUGGUCAGCAGGAAACCUGCUCAGUGUCGGACUGGGAGCCUGUGUCUACCUGUGGAGUGCCUGCACCAGCCAGGUGACAAGGUUGUGUGACCUGUCAGUGGAUGGAGACUCUGUUACAUCAGUUUGUUGGAAUGAGAGGGGGAGUCUGGUUGCUGUUGGUACACACAAAGGUUACGUUCAGAUCUGGGACGCAGCAGGAGGGAGGAAGCUGACCAGUCUGGAGGGUCACUCUGCACGUGUAGGUGCUCUGGCGUGGAAUGGAGAGCAGCUGUCGUCGGGGAGUCGGGAUAGAGUGAUCCUGCAGAGGGACGUCAGAACCCCCCCUUCUGCAGAGAGGAGGCUGCAAGGUCACAGACAGGAAGUGUGCGGCCUCAAAUGGUCUCCUGACCACCAGCACCUAGCGUCUGGAGGGAACGACAACAAAUUACUGGUGUGGAACAGCUCAAGCCUCCUCCCCGUGCAGCAGUACAGUGACCACCUGGCGGCGGUGAAGGCAAUCGCAUGGUCCCCCCACCAACACGGGUUGCUGGCAUCGGGGGGCGGCACUGCAGACCGCUGCCUUCGUUUCUGGAACACGCUGACGGGUCAGGCCCUGCAGAGCACAGACACCGGCUCCCAGGUCUGCAACCUGGCCUGGUCCAAACAUGCCAACGAACUGGUGAGCACUCACGGCUACUCUCAGAAUCAGAUCCUUGUGUGGAAGUAUCCGUCUCUCACGCAGGUGGCCAAGCUGACAGGACAUUCUUACAGAGUGCUCUAUCUGGCGGUGUCACCGGAUGGGGAGGCCAUCGUUACAGGAGCUGGUGAUGAGACACUACGUUUCUGGAAUGUCUUCAGUAAGACACGCUGCACCAAGGAAUCAAAGUCGGUGCUGAACCUCUUCACCAGAAUACGGUAGUGUGCGCCUCAGGUCGGGACUGGUUUGAUGAGCAGCCUUCUGAACUGCUUUUUGCACAAAAUCCCUGAUGAUUCUCAAAGACUAGGCCUCUCUCAUCUCAGCACCGGCUCUCAGUGCACCAGACACUACCAGUAGAAUCAUCCUCAAAUCUUUUUUUCCUACAGAAGACACUGUCAAGACCUCUAAGAAAAACUGCCCGCCCUCAAAGUGAUGUCUCUGACAAACACUGAAACAUGUUGUCUGCUUCAAAGAGUCUGUCUUGUUUUCUUUUCUGUUGUGGAAGUGAUGUAAUUGUUUUAUUAUAUAUCAUCAGAAGUAUACAUGUAGAAUAUUUCUAAGCUCUAUAAAAUCAUGACGUCUCAUUUUUAAAGGCUCUCCUUUACAAAGAGGAGGAGGAGGAGAAGUAGAAGAAGAGGCCAGGAGGGAGGGUCGGGGUUUCUAUAUUUUCAUAAUGUGUGAAUAUGAACUACAAGCAGUAUACAAGAGAAGAGAAACAAUAAAUAAGAGAACAUUCACACACAGUUGCUCAAGCAGCUGUAAAGAACCAACA
Messenger RNA from Labrus bergylta (ballan wrasse), 2040 nucleotides. Lineage: Eukaryota; Metazoa; Chordata; Actinopteri; Labriformes; Labridae. The record is from RefSeq and is a predicted model, not a curated record.